AACCAACGGCAGCGGAGGCGACAGCUAGCGCUUGAGAGGAGUCGACUGUGGAGGAGGAAGAAGAGUAGGGCAAGGCGGGAGGUGAAGUAGGGACCCUCGCCAUGGGUCCCCGAUCCUAGAGCGGCGGAAGCUACUGUCCUGGUGCCAAGCUGGCUGCUGCUCCUUCCCAUUGCUUCCAUGGCUGAGGACUGGCUGGACUGCCCAGCCCUGGGCCCUGGCUGGAAGCGCCGAGAGGUCUUUCGCAAGUCAGGGGCCACCUGCGGGCGCUCAGACACCUAUUACCAGAGCCCCACAGGAGACAAGAUCCGAAGCAAAGUUGAGUUGACCCGGUACCUGGGCCCUGCGUGUGACCUCACUCUCUUUGACUUCAAACAAGGCAUCUUGUGCUAUCCAGCCCCAAAGGCCCAUUCCUUGGUCGUCCCCAGCAAGAAGCGAAAGAAGCCUUCGAGGCCAGCCAAGACACGGAAACGUCAGGUUGGAUCCCAGAAGGGUGAGGUCAAGAAGGAUGCGCCGGGGGAUGAUACCAAAGCUGACACUGACACAGCUCCAGCUUCAUUCCCUGAGCCUAGGUGCUGUGAGAACUGUGGAAUCAGCUUCUCAGGCGAUGGUACCCGAAGGCAGCGGCUCAAGACAUUGUGCAAGGACUGCCGAGCACAGAGAAUUGCCUUCAACCGGGAGCAGAGGAUGUUUAAGCGUGUGGGCUGUGGAGAGUGUGCAGCCUGCCAGGUAACUGAAGACUGUGGGGCCUGCCCCACCUGCCUGCUGCAGCUGCCCCGUGAUGUAGCCUCGGGGCUAUUCUGCAAGUGUGAGCGGAGACGCUGCCUCCGGAUUGUGGAAAGGAGCCGAGGGUGCGGAGUGUGCCGGGGCUGUCAGACCCAAGAGGACUGUGGCCGUUGCCAAGUCUGCCUUCGCCCUCCCCGCCCUGGUCUCAGGCGUCAGUGGAGAUGUGUCCAGCGGCGCUGCCUACGGCACCUUGCUCGCCGACUUCGUCGCCGCCAUCAGCGAUGUCAGCGACGCCCUCCCCUGGCUGUGGCUCCCCCUGCUGGUAAACAUGGUCGCCGUAGGGGAGGCUGUGACUCCAAAAUGGCUGCCCAACGACGUCCCCGAGCUCAGCCACUGCCUCCGCUUCCCCCAUCACAGCCCCCAGAGCCCACAGAGCUGCACCCCAGAGUCCUGGCCCCCUCGCCACCUGCUGAGUUCAUCUAUUACUGUGUAGACGAGGACGAGCUACAGCCCUACACGAACCGCCGGCAGAACCGCAAGUGCGGGGACUGUGCAGCCUGCCUACGGCGGACGGACUGUGGCCGCUGCGACUUCUGCUGCGACAAGCCCAAAUUCGGGGGCAGCAACCAGAAGCGCCAGAAGUGUCGUUGGCGCCAGUGCCUGCAGUUUGCCAUGAAGCGGCUGCUGCCCAGUGUCUGUUCAGAGUCCGAAGAUGGGGCAGGAUCACCCCCACCUUGCCCUCGUCGAAAGAGGCCUGGCUCUGCUCGACGGCCCCAUCUGGGCCCCACCCUGAAGCCCCCCUUGGCUACACGCACAACCCGACCAGGCUGUGCCAAGGCUCCAAUGAAACAGGAAGCAGGUGGUGGCUUUGUGCUGCCCCCACCUGGCACCGACCUUGUGUUUUUACGGGAGGGCGCAAGUAGUCCUGUGCAGGUGCCAGGCCCUGCUGCAUCUUCCAAAGAAGCCCUAUUGCAGGAGGCCCAGUGCUCUGGCCUGAGUUGGGUUGUGGCCUUACCCCAGGUGAAGCAAGAGAAGGCGGAUGCCCUGGAAGAGUGGACACCGGGCACAGCCAUCCUGACUUCUCCUGUAUUGCUGCCUGGCUGCCCUAGCAAGGCAGUAGACCCAGGCCUGCCACCUGUGAAGCAAGAGCCACCUGACCCUGAGGAGGAUAAGAAGGAGAACAAGGAUGACGCUGCCUCUGAAUCGGCCCCAGAGGAGGAGGCAGGAGGGGCUGGCACGCCUGUGAUCACGGAGAUUUUCAGCCUGGGUGGAACCCGCUUCCGGGACACAGCAGUCUGGUUGCCAAGCUUCGGUGAUGUGGGUGUCCUGCAGAAGAAGCUGGUGCCCUUCCUCACAGAGUUAAAUAAGCAUCUGGCCCAGGAAUUAGAGAAGCUGAAGGAAGAUCCCGGGGAAGGUGGAGCAGCUGCAGGCCUGGCUGCAGGCCUAACUGCUGCCUCACACCAACGAGGUGAGCCAGCAGAUAAAUGACAACAUGUGCAACCAGCAACAGCGCCUGGUGCCCCUGCACCAACCUUGCGAGUGUAAAAACAAUAUGCUGCUGCUUCACUUCUGCCCUCCAAUUAUCAGGCAAAAUGCCUCUUGUGGGCCCAUCCUAACUGGAAGCAUACAGGCAAGGGAGUUUGGGAACCAUAGCCUAGCCAAGGUGACAUAUUACAAAGCCACCCUGCCAUGAAUCAGCUCCCAAGGGUCUCACUACUCACCUGAGGAUAACUUGAUAAAACUACGUUGCUGAAAAUGCAAAGCUGAAGACCAUGGAUUUCAUGGUGACCUCAGCAAGUACAGAAAUUCUGUCAAGCCCACCCAGAAAAAACUUACUGGUCUCGGCUAUUUUUGUGUCGUUCACUCAAGUAUUGAGAACCUAGCUCAUGGUAGGCACUGUACUUAAAACUGGGAUACAGAAAUGAAAAAUAUAUGGUUCAUGCAAUUUUAUUAAAUGCAU
Messenger RNA from Cynocephalus volans (Philippine flying lemur), 2683 nucleotides. It is a transcript of the gene MBD1, whose product is annotated as methyl-CpG binding domain protein 1. The transcript is spliced from 17 exons. Gene Ontology annotation, molecular function: methyl-CpG binding; zinc ion binding. NCBI's taxonomy places the organism in Eukaryota, Metazoa, Chordata, Mammalia, Dermoptera, Cynocephalidae. Gene Ontology annotation, biological process: DNA methylation-dependent constitutive heterochromatin formation; negative regulation of transcription by RNA polymerase II. The record is from RefSeq and is a predicted model, not a curated record. Bases 178 to 2211 code for a protein of 677 amino acids. Gene Ontology annotation, cellular component: nucleus.